AUGUAUAAUGAACUCUCUCUUUCUCUGCACGUAUAUAUCCGUCUUGCAACCAAAUCGACCGACGAUCCAAGUUGUGCCUGCAACCAAAUGCCGACUUCUUCAACCGACGAUCCAAGUUGCGCCGCCACCGUGAAAAUCGCCGAGGAUCUAUUUCUAUGUUUAUUUGUUGUUGUAAGUUUGGCAAAUGAUGUUCCUUGCAUACCGUCUUCAUCUGGAACCCUGGAGAAGGAGGGUUUUAGAAAAACAGAGGUGAUUGUUUCAGAAACAGGGUGGGCUUCUAAAGGUGAUGCGAAUGAAGUUGGGAAUGCUAGGAUUUAUAAUAAAAAUCUACGAAAGAGAUUGUUGAAGAAGAAGGGCACUCCUUAUAACCCGAAGAGAACUGUGAAGGGAUAUGUUUUCGCAUUGUUUAAUGAGAAUCUGAAACCGGGUCCUACUUCUGAGAGGAAUUUCGGAUUGUUUAAGGCUGAUGGAAGUACUGCUUAUGAUAUUGGGUUUAGGGGUCUUGUACCCUCUUCGGGUUCAUCAUUUAAGAUUAAGAAUUUCAGGUUUGGCGGUUGGACAAACAUGGCGCCAUGGGCUAUGGCCACUCUGUUUCUCAUUCAUUUCAGUUAGAUGUAUUAUAAUUUUUAUUUGUUCAUUUUUAAUAAAGCUCUCAAACUCAUUCAUGAACAGAGAAUCCUCUAAUUUGUCUUUUUUUUCAUACACAAAAUGUUAAAAUAUGUCAUUCUAGUUCAAAAUUUGACAAUAUGUCUCAAAUUAUUCAGAAGCUAGUCAGGAAGCUAAUGGUUGAGUUGACAAAUUUGUUCAACAUAAUAUAUCAUGGUGAUCCAAAUUAUUUGGUUUUGUAUUUUAGGAGACAAUAUGACGCUAAUAGUUCUUGGGCCUUUUAAGUUAUAUAUGGUGUUGUUAUAUUUUCAGCUUUAUGACAAGUAUCAAGAGUUUGUUACUGAGUCGGAACGAGAAGGGUUCGCUAUCAAACUACAAGAAGUAGAGGAUUGGUUGUAUGAAGAUGGGGAGGAUGAGACUAAAUGAGUAUACGUUGAUAAACUUGAUGAACUCAAGAAGCAAGGUGAUCCUAUUGAAGAGCGCCACAAGGAACAUACAGAGAGGGGUUCAGUGAUAGACCAGCUUGUGUAUUGCAUCAAUAGCUACAGAGAGGCUGCAAUGUCAACUGAUCCCAAGUUGAUCAUAUUGAAUUAUCGAAGAAGGAAAA
Messenger RNA from Impatiens glandulifera, 1213 nucleotides. Its product is annotated as glucan endo-1,3-beta-glucosidase 14-like. Gene Ontology annotation, biological process: carbohydrate metabolic process. Lineage: Eukaryota; Viridiplantae; Streptophyta; Magnoliopsida; Ericales; Balsaminaceae. The record is from RefSeq and is a predicted model, not a curated record. Gene Ontology annotation, cellular component: plasma membrane. The transcript has 4 exons. Bases 1 to 612 code for a protein of 203 amino acids. Gene Ontology annotation, molecular function: hydrolase activity, hydrolyzing O-glycosyl compounds.